ACUGCAGAAACGGUUGUUUAAUGCCGAACGCGAACGCGGAGGUUUGAACAGCUGACUACAGAGCAGCAACAAUCGAACGGUUUACAGUGUUUUAUUAUUGCGUUUCAUAGUGCAAUUCGAACAGAAAACUAUUGAAACAAAGUUAAAGUGAUUGUGUAAAGUGGAACUUAUGCAAGUAACAUAGCGCGAGGAGUUCUUAAAUUAAACUAUCUCUGCGGGAAUAAGAAAACAGUGUCGUGUUAACGUGUCAAUAAUUUGCGCGCUAAAGUAUAAACAAAAACGAAAAACAGUUGCAACUAACGAUAUUCGGUGACAAGCAAUAUUCGCCAAGACUCAAACAUAAUUUACCACAAAUUGUCAAUAUUUGCAAGUUAGUUGCAAGGGAGACCGUGAAACGGUAAAUCGAAAAUACAGUAAAACUAAGAAAGCAUAUAAAAGAACUGUGCGCACAUAUACACAAAUACAUACUUGUAUUGUAAGCAGCGUUUUGCAUAAGCUUAGCUUAUGAGCACAAAAGACUAAAGCAACGAACUCGGUUAGCUGUGUGUUGCUUGUAGCAAACAGACUUACAAACAUAAACGCCAGUUUCAAAUCUUUAUCGACAGCUCAACGCACAAAAGCCAAAAAGUGGGUGAUGCCUUGAAAGAAGCGCUUUGGCCGAAAAAGACAUACAAAAAAUAUAAGGAACCAAUAACAACAUUGCGCAGCGAUUUCCUUUUCCUUUGUCAAGCAACAAGAACAUACGACCGAAACUGGAUCGUGCAGAAUUGAUCAGAAACGUGCAGACAGAGGCUUACCACUAACAAAGCAAUAACAAGUGUGGCAUAAUAACAACAAAUGCACUAAGUGCAUUAGAGUGCAACAUUAGUUUUUACUUUCAAAAGCAAGCUAAAACCAACGCAAAAACAAAAAGAAUUAACUCGUCUAUAACAACAACAAGCCGUAAAUAUGUCAACCGGCCGUUGCGAUUGUCUGGUCAGCGUGCCAACCGGUCCCACAUUAGCAUCCACUUGUGGCGGCAGCGCGUUCAUGCUCUUCAUGGGUCUGCUAGAGGUGUUCAUACGCUCGCAAUGUGAUCUCGAGGAUCCCUGUGGCCGUGCCACGCCAAGGUUUCGUUCGGAGCCCGAUUAUGACUACGAUUUUAUUGUGAUUGGUGGCGGCUCGGCUGGUGCGGUUGCUGCCGCGCGUCUCUCGGAGGUACCCCAAUGGAAAGUGUUGCUCAUCGAGGCAGGUGGCGAUGAACCGGUUGGUACGCAAAUACCUUCGAUGGUCCCGAAUUUCUUUGGCAGUAGUAUUGAUUGGGCGUACACUACCGAGCCAGAAAGUAGUGCUUGUUUAAACUCAGAAGGACGGCGUUGUACUUGGCCGCGUGGCAAAGUUUUGGGUGGCACAUCGGUACUAAAUGGCAUGAUGUACAUACGUGGCAAUCCCGAGGAUUAUGAUAACUGGGCUGCAUUGGGCAAUCCCGGUUGGUCAUUUGAGGAGGUACUGCCGUUCUUUAUGAAAUCAGAGGACAAUUUACAAUUGGACCAGGUGGAUCAGAGCUUGCAUGCGAAGGGUGGACCGCUACCAGUUUCACAUUUCCCUUACAAUCCACCUUUGUCGUAUGCAAUAUUGAAGGGCGGCGAGGAGUUGGGCUACACGGUGCAGGACUUAAACGGUCGCAACUCCACCGGUUUUAUGAUUGCCCAGAUGACAUCUCGCAAUGGCAUACGUUGGAGUUCGGCACGUUCGUUCCUACGACCAGCACGUAAUCGCAACAAUCUACACAUUCUGCUCAACACCACCGCCUCGAAGGUGCUCUUCAAGCCCGACAGUAAAACAGUUGUUGGCGUAGAAGUUAUGGAUCAAUAUGGCAGCUCACGUAAGAUAUUCGCUAAAAAGGAAGUGAUUGUCAGCGGUGGCGCCGUCAAUUCACCACAAAUACUACUGCUUAGCGGCAUCGGACCAUCUGAUGAGCUAACAAAGGUGAACGUACGCCCCAUACACAAUCUUCCCGGUGUUGGCAAGAACUUACAUAAUCACGUUGCCUACUUCACCAACUUCUUCAUCGACGACGCAGACACGGCACCACUAAAUUGGGCCACCGCUAUGGAAUAUUUACUCUUUCGGGAUGGUCUCAUGUCGGGCACCGGCAUUGGAGAUGUCACCGCAAAAAUCCAUACGCGCUACGCGGAUGUACCGAAUGUGCCCGAUGUGCAACUGUACUUCGGCGGCUACUGGGCCAGUUGUUCGCGUACUGGUCAAGUGGGCGAACUGCUCUCCAACAAUAUGCGCGCCGUACAGAUAUUCCCCGCAGUGUUGCAUCCCAAAUCACGUGGUUCCAUUACGCUUGCCUCCAACGAUCCGCUGGCACCACCGCGUAUCAUCGCCAAUUAUCUUACCGAGGAUCGCGAUGUGAAAACGCUCAUUGAAGGUAUAAAAUUCGCAAUUCAACUGUCACAGACAGCACCGCUCAAGCAGUACGGUAUGCGGCUGGACAAGACACCGACAAAGGGCUGCGAAUCGUUAACUUUCGGCACGGAUGCGUACUGGGAAUGCACAGUACGACGCGACACUGACCCGGAAAAUCAUCAAGCCGGUUCCUGUAAAAUGGGUCCUGCGAGCGAUCCGUUGGCCGUGGUGGAUCAUGAGCUGCGCGUACAUGGCGUGCGGGGCUUGCGUGUCAUGGAUACGUCCAUUAUGCCACAGGUAACAUCUGGAAACACACAUGCGCCUGCGGUUAUGAUCGCCGAGAAGGGUGUGUACAUGGUGAAGCGUGCAUGGGGCGCCAAAGUUUGACGGCUGGACGCAACGUGGACGCUGCAUAGAGUAAUUUAAAAAAGAAAGCAAAAAAAAAAUGCAAACAUUUUAAAACAAAUUCAAGAAAAAU
Bactrocera dorsalis (oriental fruit fly) is the source of this 2872-nucleotide messenger RNA. It is a transcript of the gene Gld, whose product is annotated as glucose dehydrogenase [FAD, quinone]. Gene Ontology annotation, molecular function: flavin adenine dinucleotide binding; oxidoreductase activity, acting on CH-OH group of donors. Bases 949 to 2781 code for a protein of 610 amino acids. Lineage: Eukaryota; Metazoa; Arthropoda; Insecta; Diptera; Tephritidae. The transcript is spliced from 6 exons. The record is from RefSeq and is a predicted model, not a curated record.